UCCAAUCGCAUUUCAGUAAUAAAUUAGUUUCUAGCAAUAAAAUUGUUUUUUAUAGUAAUUAGUCAUAAUAAUACAUAAGCAACGAAUGAGAUUCAAAGAACUGAUACUAAAUUGAAAAUUUAAAUAUGUUUCCGCAUAAUAUGUAAGUCUCAGAUGUAUGCGCGGUACUUACAUGUAAUAAUUUGAACUGAGCAAUCUACGUAAGCCGGCUUAUCGGAGCAAUGCAUUUAGACGAAAAAAUAAUUAUAUGCUGUCUGAUAGGGAUUAUAUAUAUAAUUGUUAAAACAUGUAAAUUACAACAAAAAAACAACAAAAAUUAAAUUCUUCGUUGUGCGUAUUAAGAAUUUCACAACAGUGUUUUGCAAUAAAAAAAAAAGAAGAAGAAAAACGAAAGCAAAAAGAGAAAAAGAUUCGCGCUUUGUUAAUUGAAUUAAUUUGUUGAUAUUUGGUAUUUGGUUGCGGCGACGUUGCAGUCGUCAACAGAGCCUAGCGUUUUGAGUAUGAGCAACAGUAUUAUAGAUAUGUAUUACCAGUGGAAUUGGACGGAAUUCUGUCCAACUGGCAUCAAGCCAUUUUCCAACAGUUCAAAUGAUUUACUGCCGUGCUUCCAGGAAAUUGUGCUCCAAUUUCCUGUGUACGCAAUAUUUGCAGCAAUUUCGGCAUAUAAUUUUGGCGCAUUUGUGCGUAUGGUGACAAGGAAUCCACUACAAUUGCGUUUAAUAUAUGCACGCAUAGUCAUCACUGUUGUACUAGCACUGCUGCCAGUGUGUAAGAUAUUCGUAUUUCAUCAUUAUGGCGUGCCAGUAACAGCUGUUGAUGUGCUUAUUGUGUGCGCGGAAUGCCUUAUGUGGAUUGUACAUGCUGGCUAUCUGCUGGCAGUGCGUAAAUUUGGUAUAUUAAGUCAUCGUGGUCCGCUGUAUAUGAAUGUACUUUGGCUGUCGAUCUUUGUUUUGGAUGCUAUUUGGUUGCGUACAAGUUUAAAUUAUGAUUGGUGGCCUUGGAGUUUAACUACGUUAAUAUUUGAUAUACUCUAUGCUUUGACACUUUUACCAAAAGGUAACGCCACAUUCACUCCACCACAAUUUACACGGGAUUCCGAACAUGAAGCACUGCUCGCCAAUCGCUAUACAUACUUUCAAUUUGAUUUCAAUGAAGCACAUUUGGGACAUGCACAGGAUGAAGCUAAUAUUUUGGGGCGUUUAUUUUUCAAUUGGGUAAAUCCAUUGAUUACUAAAGGUGUGUCGGGUAGCUUAAGGAAAAUUGAAGACUUAUUCGAUUUGCCUGAUUCGCUGAAUAUCGCACGUCUAAGUGAAAGUCUACAGCUUAGCAUUUCACGAACAAAAACGUUGUUCUGGGCAUUGCAUAAAUCUUUUGGACGUGAAUUUUAUGCAAUCGGUAUUUUGCGUUUUAUUGCAGAUGCAAGCGGUUUUGCUGGUCCAUUAUUAUUGGGUGGUCUGUUAAGCCAGCAGAAUGUGACAAAUGAAGAGCAAGUUAAUGCUACACCCUAUUUGUAUGCUUUUGGACUUUUUGCUACAAAUAUGCUAUCUGCUUUCUGUGGCACACAUUUUAGGUGGCGCAUGUCCAUAAUUGGUAUGAAAAUGCGUAUUGGUGUUGUUAGUGCAAUAUAUCGCAAAGCUUUGGAAGCACGCGGACUCAAAGAUUCGCGACCAGAAAUUUUAAAUCUCAUGUCAACUGAUACUGAUCGCAUUGUGAAUUCUUGCAUCAGUUUUCAUUCCUUUUGGAGCAUACCACUCCAAUUUGCAGCUGAUGAUUAUCGUUUUAAUGCUUCAUUAAAAUUGAUUCAACACUAA
Messenger RNA from Teleopsis dalmanni, 1811 nucleotides. RefSeq names its product multidrug resistance-associated protein 7-like. NCBI's taxonomy places the organism in Eukaryota, Metazoa, Arthropoda, Insecta, Diptera, Diopsidae. The record is from RefSeq and is a predicted model, not a curated record. The coding region runs from base 501 to 1811 and encodes 436 amino acids. Gene Ontology annotation, molecular function: ATP binding; ABC-type transporter activity. Gene Ontology annotation, cellular component: membrane. Gene Ontology annotation, biological process: transmembrane transport. The transcript has 5 exons.